AUGUCUUACGCCGAAGCUGCAUCCAGAGGCCCCAAGCAGUCUCCAGAUGAAGCGUUAGUUGUGACUCGCCCUACUUUUUUGCUGCACUUGAUCUACAAAGAUGAAUCGGAAAGCACAGCAUCCCUAGUUGAUGUGGACUCCCCACACGUCACUGCGGUAGACCCUAACUAUCUGAACCAAGAGAUAAAGACUACGACCCAGGCUGAGCGCAUACAGCGUGAAGAGGAAGAAGAAAAGAAACAGGAAGCUCGAGCUGAGAACAAGGCUAAGGCUAAAGCUAAGGCUUCGAGCGUACGAGACAACGCAAGUAAUCCAGUAUACAUCGGAAACGCCGUGAUCGUGGGUGUUAUUGGUGCCGGACUUGGACUUGGUGCCUACCGAAAACAUGUCGAAGGUCAGCUAUCAUGGCAGCUCAUUGGAGUAUGGACUGGGGCUAUCGGAGCCUUGGGCGUGGCCGAUUAUUUUGUGAGCAAGUGA
Aspergillus tanneri is the source of this 477-nucleotide messenger RNA. RefSeq lists its product as uncharacterized. NCBI's taxonomy places the organism in Eukaryota, Fungi, Ascomycota, Eurotiomycetes, Eurotiales, Aspergillaceae. Gene Ontology annotation, molecular function: nascent polypeptide-associated complex binding. Gene Ontology annotation, cellular component: mitochondrial outer membrane. The transcript is spliced from 3 exons. The record is from RefSeq and is a predicted model, not a curated record. Bases 1 to 477 code for a protein of 158 amino acids.